Lucilia sericata (common green bottle fly) is the source of this 743-nucleotide messenger RNA. RefSeq lists its product as uncharacterized. The transcript has a single exon. The record is from RefSeq and is a predicted model, not a curated record. Bases 81 to 176 code for a protein of 31 amino acids. Lineage: Eukaryota; Metazoa; Arthropoda; Insecta; Diptera; Calliphoridae.
AGACGCCUAAAGUAAAAUCUUUCAAAAUUCCGCCCUCAUUGAAAAGAAACUUUUCCAAAACGGAGACCUUUAGAGGACCUAUGUCAGUGCUAAACUAUUUAUUAUUAAUCUUUAAUCAAAAUAACGCACCCACAAGGACUCAUCAUAAUUUAGAACUACUGAACUCUAUAACGUAACCCUGCGAGUGAAAGUUUUUACUAUUGAAAAAAAACAACAAUCAAUCAAAUAACAACUAUAACAUACAAUUUACCAUAAAAAAAAAUUUUUUUUUGAGCUAAAACAACAAAUAACUCCUUCAAGCUGCUGCUGCUAAGAAUUACCCCUUUACUUUUAACUAUAACUUAUAAAGGGAAUUGUAAACAAUUAAAAAUUGUUCAACAACGAAAACGCAAAAAGAAAAGAAGAAAGAAAUUCUUCUCUAUUUCAUAAAAAUUCCCCCAAAACCUAAGAAAAGUCCAAAAAGAAAAUCUUUUUUAAAAAACACAAAUUCUUAAACGAAACGUCAAAAAAAAAGCUACUCAAAAUUUCAUUAGAGAGCCUAAGCAGUGUUAAAAAAAACAUAGAAUUACGAAAUAGAGUGUUUAAACUUCGUAAAAGACAGUAAUUAAACAAAAAAAACCUAGAAGUUUGUUAAUUUAUAAAGAAAAAAAAACCCAAAUUUAAAUUUUUUUUUAAACAAAGUUUAAAAAUAAUUUACAACCAUUCAUAAUCUACGUAGAAAACGCCGAAGAAAGAAAAUUAAA